CGAGAACGCGCGGCGGGGCGGCCUGGGACUGUUGGCGAGACGCGCGCGAGCCGACCGGCCAUCCGGCGGUGCGAGGGCUCCGGGUGGCGGGCCGGGUGGACACCUGCGGUCCCCGGGGAGCGGGCCUAUGCCGGGGUUUCUCUGAGAAGAUUUCACAGUGGUCUUAAAUGACAAGGUCCUCUGAAAGAAGUGAUUCACGACGUCAGAAUGGAACACUGGCCCCUUCCCCUCUUCUUGUGAUCAAGCCACUGGCCGACAUUUAUGUGGGGAUGCCAGUAAACCACCAGAAAUCAGACUCUUCAGAGAUGGACUCUGAUUUGUCACCCAGCUGCAGGCUCAGUGACCUGAGCAGAGGGGGCAGCUUGGAGAGUCGAAGUAGCAGUUCUCGCUCCAGAAGUCUCACUUUGGAUGAUGAGAGCCUGAAGUACCUCACACAUGAGGAAAAGGAUGUCAUCCUGUUUUUUGAAGAGACUAUUGAUUCCCUGGAGGACGACUUUGAGGAGCAAGUCCUGUGUGACAGUGGGGUACACUGCCAGCCCUCAAAGUCUCUGGAAGGGAGCACUCCCGGCCACUUGGAACCAGAAGAUGUCAUUGACUUAGUGCAGCCAGUGUGUGCAGCCGGGGAAGCCGAGCGCCCCCCGGAUGUGACUGAAGCAGCAGGGGCUGGACCUGCUGGAAAGGAAGACAUUCCUGUCCUGGAAUGCGGGGCACAGGAUGUGGAGGCUUCUCCCGGGCCAGGGUGCACCGUUCCAGAGGUCCUUCCUCGGCCACCCUCCCUGCCUGUCCCCACAGCGCCGGCCCACCCCAGGAAAGAGCAGCUCUCUUCUUCUCCUCCUGCAGAGCACCCCAAACUGCCCCGUUCAGUUCCUACUCCGCUUGUUAUCGCCCAGAAGAUUUCUGAGAAGUUGGCAGGAAAUGAAGCCCUUUCACCCACCUCCCCCUCCAAGGAGGGCAGGCCUGGGGAAUGGAGGACACUGACUUUCGUGGCCCCUCGAAAUGGAGACCACUUGUUGUGGCACAGACAUACGGCACAGCCUGCGCCCAAGAUCCACCGCUUCCCGAGCAACAUCAGUGUGACCAACAGCGCCGGGAAGGAGUUCAACAAGACCAUCUCCAAGGCCGCGGUCAACGUGCAGGAGCGGAAAGCCCGGGUCCUGGCCAACAUUAACGGAGUCUCUUUCUUCUCCACGGGAGACACAGAAGAUCGGGCCCAAAAGGGUGAGCUCACUGAGCGGAGGAGAAGCGUCUCUCCAGAGCAGGGGACGUGUGGCCAGAGCAAGCCAGGCCCCGUCCAGGAAGCUGUGUCCACGCAGGCAGGAGGGCAGACCAGCAGUCAGCGGUCCAGAGGCGUGCAGACAGAGCAGACCCCACCCCUGGAGAAUGGCUUCCAGAACAUCCACGAUGUCCUAAAGAGCGAGCCCGGUCCCUUUUUCUCUACUGGGAAAACGGUCACUUUCCGUCCGGACCCGGCUCUCACCAAUAAGCUUGCACGCCAGAACGCCAGCAAGAGCUUGUAUGAGCACCGGCAGCCGGACUGCAGCCAGGAUGCUAGGAAGCGAUCAGGUUCGCUGCCCAGGGCCGUGGGGCUCAGACCCCAAGGCGUCACCGUCCAGUUUGCCGGCCGAGGCUCCACCGAGGAAGCCCGCCGGGAGGCCCUGCGGAAGCUCGGCCUGCUGAAAGAGAGCCUGUGACGGCGCGCCAGGGGCUGGAGGGCGCGCACGGCCAGGUUCGUUCGGCCUAAGAUGACUGACUGUGCGCCGUGAAGAGCAAUCACAACAGCCCAGCAGCUGUGCCCUGCUGCGGACGAGCGAUGGCGGGCACCAGGACUCAGCAGUCCGGGCUGGGUGCCUGCCCCUCCCAUUCCACCUUUGGGCUGGGAUUUCCUUCUGUAAACAAGGGUCAGCACCAGAGCUUCUUUUUUCUAAGAACUCAGAUAAUAACCUUGAAGAGCUAUAGGUUUCUAUGAUUUGUAACUGCCAUCUAUUUUGUAGAUUCAGGAGAAGGGGGAUUGGGUCCAAUUUGCUUUUCUUGAGUCUCUAACCUAACCUUUGAUCCCAAGCAAAUGGACAUGAAGGCCAGUUUAGAUCUCUUAUACUCAAUUCUCUAAGCUAGGGACUUCCUCUCCUUUUUCUAAGAAAAUAUUAAAACUGAGUGUUAAAUUUUCAUAGUGUCUUACAAUACAUUUUUGGUUUUUUUCUUUUUGAAGGGUAUAGGGUAAUAUGUUAGCCCUAAAUAUGCUUUUGUUUCUUGAUAUAAUUUGGUUUGCCUAGUUUUUUAUUGAAAAUUGAAAUGAAACCUUUAGAGUCUGGUGUACUAUAAGUUUGAGUUAUGGGAGUGGAAUAGAAAGGUUGAGUGUGGAAAAGGUGGUAAUUUCAAGAAAGCAAGUCUCAUCACACUGAAGGGUCUGUGUGGUUGGGGGAUAGGUGUAUGAGCGUCUAUUGUGUAUAUACAUGUAUAAAAUAUGUUUAUAGAAACAUGUUAACAUAUACAUAGAUAGGAAUUGUGUUGGCACAUAUACAUUUAUCAUUACUUAUAUAUAAACUUCUUAAAACCCGAUACUCUUGAUAGACACUCAGCGUUGGGAUGGGUGCCAUAGGAAUUGUGACUUCCUCACAGGGAAGCCUUUAAGGACACAUCUCCAGGAUACUUCGCUGAACCCAAGUGCUUUUUCCUCCGCAAUGUGUGUCCUGUUCCCAAUUAAAGUAAUUUUCCGAGUAAGGUUGCAGGUAAGCAAGAUAGUUUUUAAAAACUUUUUAAUGAAGAACAUUUUCAAAGAUUUAAUUUAUCACCUGAUUUUAACCUAAUUUUAAUUUAUGACUUAAUUUUAGUUCUGCAUGUUCCAAGGUAGCUAGUAAACAGGAGGAAACAAACGACUCUUCAGAUCCCCUGUGUUCUGUGGGCAAGGUCUCAGGAUUAAUUUAAAAGGGAAAAGACGGCGAACUAGAUGACAGCAAUGAAAAGAGCUGGUUUACUCUCAAACUGUCUUACACGCUGAGUUCUAACCACAACCAUUAUUAUCAAACUAUUCAAGGCUGGCGUCUUUAACCUCUAAAAAUAGACUGGGAAGGGCCACACUUAGAUAUCACGCCCUUUUGUUGUUAUGGCUCAGCCACUGUCACAGAAUCUGUUUCUUUCCUGGUGAGUAUUAUUUAAAUUCAAAUGUGAUGUGAAAGACAUUUUUUUCAUAGUGUUCGAUUUGCCUUGUAAGUUACAGAAAAUGAUUGUAAUUUUUUUUUUCCUUAGAAUUACAGUAUUUAGUAUCUCAGCCAGUUUCUUGAUGGUCUUAAUUUAAAUAGGUAUUAAAGUAGUUUUUAUUUUACUCGUUUAUAUUGGAUAUGGUUAAAGGAUUAUUGAAGGCUAUAUUAUCUUCUUACUAAGUGAGAUGCCAUACACAGUGUUUAAAAUAGAGAGUCUUGAUAUGGCUGAUUUAUUUUUAUCUUAUUCUAUGAUGUCAUUUGAUUAAGGUGAACUUGACUAUAUGUAGUAUAUUUGUUUUCAUAAUGAUAAUUUUGAAAAAUAAAUUUAGGUUUAUCUUAUAUACAAACAA
Messenger RNA from Myotis daubentonii (Daubenton's bat), 3547 nucleotides. RefSeq names its product proline and serine rich 2 (gene PROSER2). The record is from RefSeq and is a predicted model, not a curated record. Lineage: Eukaryota; Metazoa; Chordata; Mammalia; Chiroptera; Vespertilionidae.